This is a messenger RNA of Racocetra fulgida, 1839 nucleotides long. The record is from the annotation of a GenBank genome assembly. Lineage: Eukaryota; Fungi; Glomeromycota; Glomeromycetes; Diversisporales; Gigasporaceae.
GUUAUUCAUCCAAUGGGAUGGGAUGCUUUCGGUCUUCCCGCCGAAAAUGCCGCUAUGGAGCGGGACGUUCAUCCUGCUGAUUGGACCAUAUCAAAUAUAUCUUCGAUGAAAAAACAAAUGGAGAGAAUUUUAGCAGAUUUUGAUUGGGACAGAGUAUAUUAUUACAAAUGGACACAAUAUCUUUUUCUCCAAAUGUAUAAAGCACGUCUCGCUUAUCAAAAAGAGGCCAUUGUUAAUUGGGAUCCUGUUGACCAAACAGUUCUGGCCAAUGAACAGCCAUUGCUGAAUGACCUUGAUUUGUUAGAUAAAUGGCCAGAUCAUGUAAAGCAAAUGCAAAGAAAUUGGAUAGGAAAAUCGAAGGGAGCUGAAUUUGAUUUUAUAGUGGUGUGUAUUUUAACAAAGGCUCUAUGGGCGCCUUAUGUUUCACGUAGGUGGCUUCCACAAAAUACUUGCUCUCAAGUUUUGCAAUUUGUGGAAAAAAUCAGGCAACAACAAUUAUUUGAUUUGAAUGAUGUAAAUAUUGGGCAAGGUCAUCCAAUUACAGGUUUAUCCAUUCCCAUUUAUGUAGCAUCCUAUGUGGUUUCCGAUUAUGGGACAGGUGCGGUGAUGGGCGUUCCUGCACAUGAUGAGCGCGACUGGGAAUUUGUAAGAGUAAAUCGUAUCAUUUCCGAGGAAAAUCUUAAAAAAGUCAUUAUACCUGUAAUUCGAGAUAAUUGUACGUUUGUCACUAUACGAAAAUCUCUGGUUUAUCCUUAUUUUUUCAAUAAAGUUUUUACUUCGCGUGGAAUAUUGUCAGCGGAAUGUGGUCAAUAUACUGGUCUUUCGAGUGAUGAUGCAGAGAAAGCAAUUGUAAAUGAUGCACAAAAAGCGGGAUAUGGACGCUGGUCAAUUCAGGUUGUUCCUGUUCCUGAGUCUGAGCUACCAAUACUUUUACCCGCUAAUGUCACCUUUUCCGGUCGUGGAGGUUCUCCCUUAAAACAAGUGCAAGAAUGGAUAAAUUGUAAAUAUCCAAGUAAGCCUAUACAAAUCUCAACGGGAAUGACUCCAGUAGUAUCAUUUGAAAAAAUGUCUAAAAGCAAGUAUAAUGGUGUAGAUCCAGAAACAACUAUAAACAAUUAUGGUGCAGAUGCGACAAGAUUGCAUAUACUUUUCAAAGCACCAGUGUCUGAAGUUCUCGAAUGGGAAGAUGCAAGUAUAGUUGGCAUGCAGAGGUGGAUUGCACGUGUUUGGAGAUUGGUUGAAAGUGUUGUUGAAAAGGAACCGUCAACAAAUAAUCAGAGUCUAAAUUUUAACGUGAAUUUACUAAGUAAGGAAGAUAGGGAAACGUAUAGAAUCAUAAACAUUACGAUAAAAGAGGUGACAGAGGACUAUAAAAAUUCAACAUUUAAUACAGCAGUAUCAUCACUGAUUAAACUAACAAACCAUCUGACAAGUAUUUCCACAUAUCAAAAUGAAAAUGCAUCCAAAAAAUCUACAAUUGUUUCACCAACAUAUGAAUAUGGUAUAAAAACGUUGGUAAAAAUGAUGGCACCAAUGGCACCUAGUAUAGGAGAGGAAUUUUGGGAAAUUUUAAAUCAAGGAAAACAAUAUUCAACAUCUAUAUUUGAAGAGUUAUGGCCCAAAGUUGACACAGAAUGCUUAAAUGCCAGUGAAGUUACUUGUGUUGUUCAAAUUAAUGGGAAAAUGAGAUUUUCACUUAUGAUUCCAUCAACAGUUAUACAAGAUAAUCUCAGCACAGAGAAAUUGAUUCUAGAAUCUGAGAAUGGAAAGAAAUGGUUGGGAAAAGUAAAUGCUGAUAAAAAGAUUAAAAAAAUCAUUCAUGCUAAUGAAGGAAAAAUU